Messenger RNA from Dissoconium aciculare CBS 342.82, 714 nucleotides. RefSeq lists its product as uncharacterized. The coding region runs from base 95 to 631 and encodes 178 amino acids. The record is from RefSeq and is a predicted model, not a curated record. The transcript has 5 exons. Lineage: Eukaryota; Fungi; Ascomycota; Dothideomycetes; Mycosphaerellales; Dissoconiaceae.
CCUUGACGGAGACACCUAGGCAUUGCUGACAUAUCAAUAUUGUAACGUCGGAAUCGAACUUCUCCUUGUUACUCCCUGGACGACUUCGUUCUCUAUGGAAUUCCAAAUUCGGAUUGAUCGCACCAUGAUAACGUCCGAGCUAUCCUGCGGUGUUCUUCAAGUGGUGCACGCGAGGAUUGGUCAGCCGCAUGACGAAUUUCUCCCACAGCCUUGCGUCGAUGAUACCACAGCUUCGCCGUACAGCAUGGUUGGGAGACGGAGAAUAGUCGCCUCUCCACUUCGUAUUACAUCGGUCAAAACCGAAAUCCCGCUCGAGCAUGAAUCACAUCAUCGCUCUCCCGUUCAUAGCGCGAGGCUGAAACACUGCCCAGAGGCAUGCUCUACAUCAGCGCGACGACAGUCCCUUGACAAGUACCUCGUCAACAAGGCUUUCGUGCUUCGAGAGCACGACUUUUGCAUCGCAGGGAGCACGUCUCCAUUCUCGUCGUGCAUGGGACCCGAGGAAAUGGACUCCGCCUUCCGUAUCUCAAUACGUGAUCGGAUUUACGUGGGAAUUUCGGAUCUGCUUCCCAUUAUGGCGCCCCUCGUGUUGAUAUAUUGUGGUGCCGAUGAUCACUGGCGAGUGGAUUAGACGGCCAAGAGGUAAACUCGUUUGAACAAAUCCUGAAGGAUGUGAAUGUAUGCGAUGAGUGUAGACGUCGGAUCAUCAUCCGU